Molecule: messenger RNA, 7569 nt
Organism: Adineta ricciae
Lineage: Eukaryota; Metazoa; Rotifera; Eurotatoria; Adinetida; Adinetidae
Source: the annotation of a GenBank genome assembly
AUGACAUUAUUGAAUGAAAAUGACCUUUUACAUGGAAGAUGUGAAAAUUUGCCAGAUGUUCGGUCGAAGAUCGUUCGCGUUUUCAUUAGUUCAACAUUUUCAGACACGCUGAGUGAACGAGAUUCGUUAAUCGACACCGUUUUCCCUCGACUCAAAGACUAUUGUCGUGAAAAAUAUGGUCUUGAAUUUCAAUAUUCAGAUAUGCGAUGGGGAAUUGAAGGUGAAGCCGCUGACAAUCACAGUGAAGUAGGAACCUGUUUGAAAGAAAUCGACCUGUGUAAAAAAUAUUCCGUCGCGACGAAUUUUGUGGUUUUACUAAGUCAUCGUUAUGGUUCCCGACCGACACCUGCGAAGAUCGACUCAUCGCUAUUCGAACGCUUACGAGACAUUGUUCAAUCGGAUCCAAAUCUCAUCGAAGAUCUCGAAUUGCUUUCUCAAUGGUAUCAAUUAGAUACAAAUUCCAUUCCAUCAUCUUAUAUUCUUCGUUCGAUUUCCUCAUUAUUACCGAAUAUCAAAUCUAACAAUACGACUGAAAUGAAAGAAGCAGGAAAACAGUGGAAUCGGAUCAAUGAUCGCAUUCGCACGUGUUUGAGACAAGCAGCAGAAAGGUGCUUUCAACAGAAUCAAAUUACUUCGGAUGAAUAUGACGACUUUUUUGUCUCAGUUACUGAGAAAGAAAUCAUCAAGGGAAUACUACAGGCACCAGAUGCUAAUCAACGAACGUUGUGUUUUUUGAGGGAAAUCGAUGGAAUUGGUGAGCAUUUAUCGGAUAAAAAAGCGUCGAAGUAUAUCGAUACGAAGUUGACAAAAGACGGAACUGUUGUGAUCGAUAAAGAAGCAGAAGAUUUGUUGAAUCGAUUGAAGUUUACACGAAUUCCGAAGGCAUUAGAUUCAAAGAACGUGUUUUCCUACAAAGUUCCUUGGACAUCCAAUGGAAUCACUCGAGACGCUCAUCAGGAGUAUAUCAAGAAAUUUCAUGAAGAUUUCUUCACUUCGAUCAAACAGCAAAUCGAUACGUGUUUGCAAUCUUCUUUGAUCACAAGUCUGAAUUUAUUACAACGUGAAAUUCUCGAACAUGCUAUUCAAUGUCAAACGUAUGUGAAGAAGUUUCACAGUCGUACGGAUACUUUAGAAAAACUGGAAAAAUACGUGAACAAUGAAGAAGAACAUCGACCGUGUAUUGUUUACGGUCCAUCAGGUUGUGGGAAAACGAGUGUAAUGGCAAAAACUGCUACCGAAAUAUUCAAAUGGUGGUCAAAUCGAUCUGUAUCCGUAAUCCUACGCUUUCUCGGAACUACCCGCACGUCGUCAACCAUUUACAAAGUAUUUUUAUCUAUUUCGGAACAAAUUUGUCAAUUGUACAAUUUAACGAUGCAAAUGUAUACCGAUGUUUCUCAAUUACGAAAUCAACUUGAAAAUGAUCUGUUGCCAUACAUUCCUCCAAAUCAGUAUCUUCUUCUUCUGCUUGAUUCCAUUGAUCAGCUUGAAACAGAUUCUUAUGAUUGUAAUUGGUUAUUACCGAGGUUCCCCAAGAAUGUCAAAUGUAUUGUGUCAACAUUACCUGACCAUGGAAAUAUAUUGUCCAAUUUAAAAUCUCUCAUUAGCUUCAGUCCGGCUGCAGUAGAUGAAACUGAACAUAUUCUCGUUUUAGUUCCCCCAUUCGAUGUUUCAACAGUUGAUUCGGUUUUCGAGAAUUGGCUUCAAAUGAGGAAACGCUCAUUAACUGACGAUCAACGAUCGUUCAUACAUGAAGUCAUUUCUGGAAGUUCAAACAUGUUACCAUUGUACGUGAAACUUAUCUUUGAUAUCAUUUCCACAUGGCAUUCGUACGAUCCAAUCGAUCAAGAACUGAUAAAAUUGAAAAAUGUCGAUGAUUGUAUCAGAUAUCUGUUUCGAUAUUUGAGUAAAAUACACAAUACAAUACUGUUUCAUCAUGCAAUAAUUUAUAUGACAUCAUGUCGAAACGGUAUCAGUCAAAAUGAACUUGAAGAUAUUCUCUCACUUGACGACGAUGUUUUGAAAAGUGUUUUUCAACAUUAUAUUCCGCCCGUUCGUCGUAUUCCUGGUAUUUUAUGGACAAGAAUUCGAAAUGAUUUGGAUGAAUAUAUUACUGAGAAAGAAGUAGAUGACUCGCCUGUUAUUUACUGGUAUCAUCGUCGAUUCAUUGAAGUUGCCAAUUCUGAAUACAUUUCGAAACUGAGUAGCGAUCAACGAAAAGAUAUAUUUCAAAAUGUAGUUGACUUCUACAAAGAAACAUGGAAGAACAAGAAUAAACCAAUAAAAAUCAACAAUCCGCAUUUAGUCAGCAAAUAUCAAUUGAAUGACACGAAUGGUGAAAUUCAAGCGAAUCGAUUGACAACUUCUCAACCAAUCGAAUUCAUUGAUGCCAAUGGUCGAACGCAGUUUAAUAAAAGGAAGCUAAAUGAAUUACCACAAUUUGUUAAUCAACUAACGUCUAGCUUGGCUCUCCCGAUUGCUGCUGAUGAAAUAUUUUUCAAUUAUUCAUUCAUGCCGAAUCGAUUGACAACUUCUCAACCAAUCGAAUUCAUUGAUGCCAAUGGUCGAACGCAGUUUAAUAAAAGGAAGCUAAAUGAAUUACCACAAUUUGUUAAUCAGCUAACGGCUAGCUUGGCUCUCCCGAUUGCUGCUGAUGAAAUAUUUUUCAAUUAUUCAUUCAUGCGUGGCAAAAUUGCCUGUUCAACAUUCAACGAUAUACUCGAUGAAGCACAAAACUUAAAACAAACAUCUUCAUAUAAUCUUUCGGAAUAUGUAUUGGGAAUCAAGAAAGAACUUGACAUAUUUUCCAUGCUGUACUUACUCAUCGGUGGCCUGCUGCAAGAAUAUCCAGAAAAUUUCCCCUUUGAAUAUUCAGCACGUCUUUUGACCUUAUAUGGAAUCAAACCAUGUAUAACAUCAUUGAUAAAACAGUUCGACAAAGAAAGUAUUCAUCAUUGUGCAUUAAUCGUUCCUUAUUGUCAAAUUCAACCGCCUGGAAAUGGUUUACUGUUUUCCACCAUUCGUCAUUCAUCACCAAUUGUUGAUUUUGACUUCACUGAUGACCAAAUCAAUGCAAUUACUCUUUCGAAUCGAAUUGUUGUUAUCAAUAUGUCAACUGUUAAAACAGUUUUAGAUAUCAAACUACCAGAUAUAGAUGAGCCGUAUUUAAACGCAACAACAUUAGCAAAAAUAUAUCAUUUAAAUGAGAAGAAUGAUGUCAUUGAACAUUCAUCGGACAAUGCAGAAGAUGAAUAUAAACAGUAUCUAUUUCUUAUUAAUUCUCGUCAUCACGUUUAUUUGAUUUCAACACAAGAAACGAUCAAAUAUCAGCGUUCGUCAACUAAUGGUUUCUUAGUUACGAAAGUUCUUGAUAAGAAACGAUCUCUUUGUACAAUAGCAGAAAUCAAUGGUACUUCCAUUGAAUGUUAUGAUCUUGCUCGAAACCGUUUAUUUACAAAGAUUGACUUUCCAAAAUCGAUUCUCAAACAAGUUUUGUGUGUUCCUAUGUAUUCCAUGAUCGUUACCUUGUUAAACGACGGAACUAUUCAUAUUCAUUCGAUUACCGAUUGGGCAAAGACAUCAUUCGUUCACCGAGGUACAAUUCAUGCGGGAAAGCAUCUUCAUCAAGUUACUCAUGAUAGUGGAAAGUUAAUUUGUACAUUUGAUGAGACGAUUCCAAUCGAUUUGUCAAUUAUUCCACUAAAGCAAUUUCAUCAGGAUGAAAAAGUGUUAAUUGACGAUCAAGUCGUGAAGACAUUGAUUAGUUUUAGUCCUCCGAUCGAACCGAAACCAUUCAAAAGAAUAAUUCUAUCUGAUAAAGAAAUAAUGAACAACGGAAGUUCAAAGGAAUAUUUUUCAUCGUUUAUAAUCGAAACCAAUGAUUCAAUCUACGUUGUUCACAAAUGCGGCGCCUCUCGUUUAUCAUACAUGCGUAUUCCUGGUCAGUUCGAUCUUAUCACAAUGCAUCUUACAAAUGAUCGAUGUAUUCUUACUGCUCGUGGUGGUAUUAUUGAGAUUUAUCAGUAUAAAUGCGUUGCAAAUGACGAAACUGGUGAAUUCAAUCACGAAUAUCAGUUAUUCGUAUCGAUUGAUACCGGUUCUUCGGCAGCCACUGCGAUCAAGCCUUCGUCUGACAACGCGAAUCGAUUGACAACUUCUCAACCAAUCGAAUUCAUUGAUGCCAAUGGUCGAACGCAGUUUAAUAAAAGGAAGCUAAAUGAAUUACCACAAUUUGUUAAUCAACUAACGUCUAGCUUGGCUCUCCCGAUUGCUGCUGAUGAAAUAUUUUUCAAUUAUUCAUUCAUGCGUGGCAAAAUAGCCUGUUCAACAUUCAACGAUAUACUCGAUGAAGCACAAAACUUGAAACAAACAUCUUCAUAUAAUCUUUCUGAUUAUGUACUGGGAAUCAAGAAAGAAUUGGACAUAUUUUCCAUGCUAUACUUACUCAUCGGUGGCCUGCUGCAAGAAUAUCCAGAAAAUUUCCCCUUUGAAUACUCAGCACGUCUUUUGACCUUAUAUGGAAUCAAACCAUGUAUAACAUCAUUGAUAAAACAAUUCGACAAAGAAAGUAUUCACCAUUGUGCAUUAAUCGUUCCCUACUGUCAAAUCCAACCGCCUGGAAAUGGUUUACUGUUUUCCACCAUUCGCCAUUCAUCACCAAUUGUUGAUUUUGACUUCACUGAUGAUCAAAUCAAUGCAAUUACUCUUUCGAAUCGAAUUGUUGUUAUCAAUAUGCAAACUGUUAAAACAGUUUUAGAUAUCAAACUACCAGUUAUAGAUGAGCCGUAUUUAAACGCAACAACAUUAGCAAAAAUAUAUCACUUAAAUGAGAAGAAUGAUGUCAUUGAACAUUCAUCAGACAACACAGAAGAUGAAUAUAAACAGUAUCUAUUUCUUAUUAAUUCUCGUCAUCACGUUUAUUUGAUUUCAACACAAGAAACGAUCAAAUAUCAGCGUUCGUCAACUAAUGGUUUCUUAGUUACAGAAGUUCUUGAUAAGAAACGAUCUCUUUGUAUAAUAGCAGAAAUCAAUGGAACUUCCAUUGAAUGUUAUGAUCUUGCUCGAAACCGUUUAUUUACAAAGAUUGACUUUCCAAAAUCGAUCCUCAAACAAGUUUUGUGUGUUCCGAUGUAUUCCAUGAUCGUUACCUUGUUAAAAGACGGAACUAUUCAUAUUCAUUCGGUUACCGAUUGGGCAACGACAUCAUUCGUUCACCGAGGUACAAUUCAUGCAGGAGAGCAUCUCCAUCAAGUUACUCAUGAUAAUGGAAAGUUAAUUUGUACAUUUGAUGAAACGAUUCCAAUCGAUUUGUCAAUUAUUCCACUAAAGCAAUUUCAUCAGGAUGAAAAAGUGUUAGUUGACGAUCAAGUCGUGAAGACAUUGAUUAGUUUUAGUCCUCCGAUCGAACCGAAACCAUUCAAACGAAUAAUUCUAUCUGAUAAGGAAAUAAUGAACAACGGAAGUGCAAAGAAAUAUUUUUCAUCGUUUAUAAUCGAAACCAAUGAUUCAAUCUACGUUGUUCACAAAUGCGGCGCCUCUCGUUUGUCAUACAUGCGUAUUCCUGGUCAAUUCGAUCUUAUCACAAUGCAUCUUACAAAUGAUCGAUGUAUUUUUACUGCUCGUGGUGGUAUUAUUGAGAUUUACCAGUAUAAGUGCGUUGCAAAUGACGAAACUGGUGAAUUCAAUCACGAAUAUCAGCUAUUUGUAUCGAUUGAUACCGGUUCUUCGGCAGCCACUGCGAUCAAGCCUUCGUCUGACAACGCAUCGAUAUUUCUCUGUUCAUUCGAAAACGGCGUCAUUCAAGCAUAUUAUGCAAAACACGCGCGGGAGUCUUUUAAAACAAUGCCAACGUUUCCACGUGCACANGUAUCGAUUGAUACCGGUUCUUCGGCAGCCACUGCGAUCAAGCCUUCGUCUGACAACGCAUCGAUAUUUCUCUGUUCAUUCGAAAACGGCGUCAUUCAAGCAUAUUAUGCAAAACACGCGCGGGAGUCUUUUAAAACAAUGCCAACGUUUCCACGUGCACAUCAGCAUAUCAAAGUACUUCAACUGUAUGGAAAUCGAGCGUUUACAUUAGACGACUCUCGACGCGAAUUAACCACAUGGGCAUAUCAACACUCUGCAGCGAUAGUCUCGACACAUUUAUUUAAUGAAAACAUCCUCAUUGAACAUUUCGCCGUUUUGCCGAAUAAUGCUAAUAAGGACAUCCCGUAUGUGAUCGUCUUUACAAAGAGCCAUUGGAUUCAAAUUUAUUCCUGUGAAUCAUUGGAUAAAAAACCGAUAUUCAAACAAAAUCUUCGGACACUUGCACGAGUUCACACGACAGCUCAUGGGAAUAUUUAUGUUUUGACCAAGAAUUCGUUGAUUUAUUCAUUUGGUCAACGAACUCUCUCGAAUAAUUCCAAUGAAUUUUAUCAAAUCAAUCAGAUCCAGUUAGAAAUUCAAUCGUCAAUGAUGUUCAGUUCAAUAUGUCGAAUCAAAGGAAAUGAAAGUUUAGUCAUCUUCUCUGACGAUAUGAAAUCCUUGGUUAUCUACACAACCGAGAAUACAAUUGAUAUGAAGAUCGAUAUUUCAUCAUACAUUUCCUCACCAUCAACAAAAGUACAAUUACUCGAAAGUGAACAAACCGAGAAUUGCCUAUUCUUCUAUUUCAAUGAUCAAACUCUCCUCUCAUGUCAAAUCAAUCUUCAACAAAAUCCAUUUCAAUUUCACUCCUUUUUAAAUGUCAAUAAAUUUGCUCUGAAAAACUCUUCUUUGGCAUUAUAUUCCCAUGAUAAACUACAAGUAAAUGUUUACAAGAAUUCAUUCGAAAAACAAUUUCAAGCAAUCAAAUUGGAUAAUCAAUGUGAACAUUUAUGUUUCAAUGCAACAGGAGAAUAUUUGUUCGUGUUAAUCAAACCAAGAAUACUUUCUAUGUAUCGAACAAAGGAUAAUCGACAAAUGGCGAAGUUAUUUGUUUAUGAUUUUGUUACAUCAAUGAACGCGGAUGAAGAAUUUGUCGUUUUGGCUAUGAAAGAUCGACGAUUGUUGACUUUAAUGAUUGCGGAUCCCCAUGAUUCGACUUUACACAAUCGAAUACAACAACUUCCGAGCAGGAAUAUCGAAUCGACUAACCAAUCUGAUGUUAAUAAACUCGUCGAAUAUUUGAACAAAUGCGCUGAUUUCGGUUCGAGUGAUGAAGAAAAAGACGAUGAAGAGUCAGAUUGGAAAGAACGAUCUAUCGCACCAAUCAGCUCGUUUCGUUUUGUCACUCGAUUGAUUGGUCGUUGUUCACAUUCAAAAAUGAAGAAUGACGAGGAAAUCCGAUCGAAAAUAAUUUCUAUAUUCGAAAAUACAGAAGAAACCAUCGAUCUAACCCAAGUAGAGAACGAUUCGGAUGAUGAUGACGUUGUAUCAACACAUAUCGAACCACAGCAAGCAACAGUCAACACGAACCUGGAUGAUAUUCGUCAGAAGACAUCAGAAUACGAUCAAAAUCAAAUCAAAGGCGUCCAAUUCGCAAAUGCUGGAAGUGCAAAUCUGAAAGUUAUCAACAAUCAUUCUGUCACAUCAGAGACAUGCGUUAUUGUCUAA